AAGGCAGAAUCUCACUAUCUCAGUAUAAUGCAUCUUUCCUAAGAUUGCGCGGAAUCGAAUCAUUAUUCAUUAUCAUUACUUCCACCAAUGGCUUCGUGCCCCAUAAAUCUUCCUCACCGGUGUUCUCCCGGAACGCCGCGCCUCGGCCCCACUUCUUCCCUCCAAAACCCUAAUUCUCUUCUUAAAUUACUUCCUCAUUCUCCUUCUUCUCUUCUCAAUUCCAAUAAGUUACCCUCUUCCAGAAUCCGCCACCGCAGCUUUACUGCCAUGAACAACGCUCACAUGGCCACGGAGGCCAAGCCUGUUUCAGAGGAUAGAAUGCUCGUUUAUGUGCCGCCUCAUCCGUUGAUCAAGCACUGGGUUUCAGUUUUGAGGAAUGAACAAACUCCUUGCCCCAUUUUUAAAAAUGCAAUGGCAGAGUUAGGGAGGCUACUUAUUUAUGAAGCUUCAAGGGAUUGGUUGCCUACUGUAUCGGGGGAGAUACAGUCACCCAUGGGUGUUGCUUCAGUUGAGUUUGUUGAUCCAAGAGAGCCUGUGGCGAUAAUUCCCAUCCUUAGAGCUGGUCUAGCUCUUGCAGAAUAUGCAUCGUCUGUAUUGCCAGCAACAAAAUUAUACCAUCUUGGGAUAAGCAGGGACGAGGAGACUCUUCAACCAACUGUAUAUCUUAAUAAAUUACCUGAAAAUUUUCCCGAUGGUUGUAGAAUCUUUGUGGUCGAUCCCAUGCUUGCAACUGGUGGCACAAUAGUGGCAGCUCUUGAUCUCCUAAAGGAACGUGGAAUUGGCAACAAGCAAAUAAAAGUGAUAUCUGCUGUUGCUGCCCCUCCCGCUCUUCAAAAGCUCAGUGAGAAGUUUCCAGGGCUACAUAUAUACACCGGCAUUAUUGACCCGACAGUUAAUGAAAAAGGGUUUAUAAUUCCUGGACUUGGAGAUGCUGGAGAUCGCAGCUUCGGGACAUGAAAUUUGUUUCAUCGAGCUUCAAGACUAUUAAUGGAGAGCUUAAUUUGUUUACAAAAAAAAGAAUUAGGAUCUAGUUUUUCUUUACAAAUCAUAUGCUUCCUUGCCGUUGCCAAUAGCUAGUUGAACCUCCGCAACCACCCCCCACCACCUCCAGUAUCUCCCCACCAAAGCCACCAUCACCACCUCCGGCAUCAUUUGCCGUUGAAACCUGAAUCACCACCGGUAUCAACAGCUCCAUCUCUGGCGAAGGUGCUUGUAUUCGUAUUGUUCCUAUCAUUAAUUACUACUACGUCAAUUUGGCCCUCACCAUGGUAGAUGCGUCCCUGGAUGUUAGUUUUGCUAUUAUAAGCUCUUCUCAGGAUAAUAAUACUUAAAGAUGGAAGCCGAGACAAGGGGGUAAGAUGAUGAAUGCUGGUUGAACCAUAUUGUAUUAUUGUCUCUGAAUUAUGGAAUAUCUCUAGUUUAACAUCAACUGUUGAUUGUAAUUGUAAUUUAUAGGGACGAGAAAUAUUGGAAAUAUUUUACUUAUUAAAUUGAGAAGUCACAUUGUUUGACCUUUCAAAAACUUGUGCCUUUUGGCUA
This is a messenger RNA of Cucumis melo (muskmelon), 1539 nucleotides long. RefSeq names its product uracil phosphoribosyltransferase. The transcript is spliced from 13 exons. Gene Ontology annotation, biological process: uracil salvage. Gene Ontology annotation, molecular function: uracil phosphoribosyltransferase activity. The coding region runs from base 88 to 957 and encodes 289 amino acids. The record is from RefSeq and is a predicted model, not a curated record. NCBI's taxonomy places the organism in Eukaryota, Viridiplantae, Streptophyta, Magnoliopsida, Cucurbitales, Cucurbitaceae.